Messenger RNA from Saprolegnia parasitica CBS 223.65, 1917 nucleotides. RefSeq lists its product as hypothetical. Gene Ontology annotation, biological process: transmembrane transport; amino acid transport. Bases 1 to 1917 code for a protein of 638 amino acids. Gene Ontology annotation, cellular component: membrane. The transcript has 6 exons. Gene Ontology annotation, molecular function: amino acid transmembrane transporter activity. The record is from RefSeq and is a predicted model, not a curated record. Lineage: Eukaryota; Oomycota; Saprolegniomycetes; Saprolegniales; Saprolegniaceae.
AUGUCGGCCGAGUACGGGGAGAUGGAGUCGCCGAGCGUGGUCACGCUACCGCCGGAGCUUCCACCCACGGGCCCGAAGCGGUACCUCAACAUCGCCAUCUCCAACAACAGCGAGCAAGGCCCGUCGUUCCUCUAUCCUGCCAAAGACUGCGGCUACGAGAACGUCCGCGCGGCCUCGGACGAAAUCGACGCGAUCCGUGUUACGCUCAACCGCCCCAAGAAGCUUCUCGGCGAGUGGCGCUCGACCGCCAUCUCGGGCAACGAUCUCCUCGGCAGUUGCCUCUACUCCGCUGGUCUCGUCGCCGCGUCCGCCGGGUACCUUGCGCCCAUCGGCUGCCUCCUCGUCUCGCUUGUGCUCUAUGUCUUCCGCUUCAUUUACGAGGAGGUUGUGACGGCCUUUCCGCUCAACGGUGGUUCGUACAACUGCCUCCUCAACACCACAUCGAAGCGGUUUGCCGCGAUUGCGGCGUGCAUGAGCAUCCUCUCGUACCUCGCAACCGCGGUGUACCCGGAUCUACCGCUCCUCGCCACGUCGAUCGGAAUCCUCGGACUCUUCGCCGUCUUGAACAUCAUUGGCAUUGGCGAGUCGUCGGUCGUCGCACUCGUCAUCUUCAGCUUUCACGUGUUGACGCUCACGGUGCUCGUGGUCGUCAGCGCCAUUUACACGUUUCAGCGCCCGGCUAUCAUCAAGGACAAUUACCACGAGCCCUUACCCGACGUCAACUUUGCUGGCAAUUUGAUCACGGGCAAUGUCGCGACGGCGCUUUUCUGUGGGUUUUCGUCGGCGAUGCUCGGAUUCACGGGCUUCGAAAACUCGUCCAACUUUGUCGAGGAGCAGCCAGGCGUCUUUCGGAAAACGAUGCGGAACAUGUGGGCGUUCGCGACGGUCUACGACAUCCUCUUGUCGCUUCUGAGUCUCGGCGUGCUUCCGCUCCACGCGCCCAACGGCCUCCUCGCCAACGAGAGCACGGUGCUUGCGCAAAUGGGCUACAUUGCCCGUGGCAAGUGGCUCCAGAUAUGGAUCGCGAUUGAUGCGCUCGUCGUGCUCUCAGCCGGAGUCCUCACGUCCUUCGUCGGCAUCACGGGUCUCAUCCUCCGUCUCAGCAACGACCGCGUCAUGCCGGCCUUCCUCACGAACCAAAACACGUGCCGCGGGACACCGCAUUGGAUCUCGAUCCUCUUCUUCCUCGUGAGCGCGAGUCUCAUUCUGGUGCUGGACGCCAACAUCAAGAUCCUCGGCGGCGUCUUUACCUUUGCGUUCCUCUCGAUGAUGCUUCUCUUUGGCGCGGGCUGCAUCACGCUCAAGCUCAAGCGCACCGACAUUCCGCGCGACGUGCAGGCGCCGUGGCGGUCGUGCAUCCUCGGCGUCACCAUGGUUGGUAUCGGAUUCUUUUGCCAGCUCCUCGGCAACCCACAAGUGCUCUUGUACUUUUUCCUGUACCUCAUUGCGAUUGCCACCGUUGUCUUUGGCAUGCUCGAGCGUGUCGCGAUCCUCCGCGUGCUCAUCCUCGUCAACGACCGUGUCGCCAAGCUCACGCAGGCCAUCAAGACGAUAAACGAGCGCCCGAUGAUUUUCUUUGUGAAAGCACCCAACCUCACGACGAUGAACAAGGCCAUCAUGUACGUUCGCUCCAACGAGAUCACGCAGCACCUCCGCUUCGUGCACGUGUACGCGGACGAGACCGAGCCGACCUUGACAGCGAUCCAAGAGAUGCGGGACAUGGUCACGCUCUUCGACAGCAUGUACCCCAAGCUUCAAAUGGACUUUGUCUCGAUCCACGGCGCGUUUGACCCGGCCAUGAUGGCAUGGAUCGCACACGAGUUCGACAUCCCGCCCAAUACCAUGUUCAUCAAGCAGCCGAGCAACCUCGCGGCACACAAGGUCUCGUCGCGCGGCGUCCGCGUCAUCACGGGCUGA